AUGGUCGAUGCGAACACGACAAGGGCAACUUCAAAGAAGAUCAAAGACUCCGCUUCAUCAAAGAGGAGUGAAGACAUCUCGGUAGCGAACGCCUUAGUACCAUCGCUUAACGCUUCUAGCGGUGAUCCCGAAGGAGUUAUGCCUGUAUCAAAGACGGCCGGAACCCCUAGUGGCAGUUCUUUACCUUCUAUAGGCGUAGUUAGUAAUGUGGUGGCAGGGAAGAAAAAUACCCCGAAUGAAACGGCAGUCGAUGACACCGUAUUCUCCCUACUAGUUGAUACAAGCGAAACGCGCAGAGACCGAGCCCCUGCGGCAUCAUUACAAUUCCCGUCUACGGCCAAGACCGGCAACUCAGCCGCGAGCCAGAUCAUCGAAGACAAAGAGGAGGACAAUUCCCCUGACAUAGCAGUCUCAUCCAUCAUGUCAGAGAGACAACAGAUGUGGAGCAGAGCGAUCACGGCGCAGAACUCAGGAGACUUAAUCUUGGCAGAAAUGCUCUUCAAAGCGAUAGGUCGCAUCGGAUCAAAUGCCGAACCGGAUCCUACUCCGAGGAACAAAGUUGAUGUAUUCGCCAUACCGACUCAGUCGGCCUCAGGAGCGGUCAUCUACAAAGAUACAGCCAUAGCACCUCCUUCUGAUAACCAUCAAGCAGCGGUCCAGAAUCCCGAGAAGUUCUACUUGACUGAAGGGGACUUGGUGUACGCUAUCGGAACGGUGACAAACCACAACAGUGUCGGUUUCGCUCCGUUUCUGGAUGAGAAUAUUCGGAAGCUCAGAUCACCACUCCCACUAACGAUAUUUAAUCGGAAGUGGCAGCAGAGAGCCAUGGCACACCAUCUAGAUAGGCGUCAGAGGUCCGAAGACUCGUCAAGCGACAAAGAGAAAGUCGGCGGAUACAAAGGCUUCGCUUUCGUCCAAGAAUGGACCCAGACUUACGCCCAGUGGACUAGAAAUCACCGAGCUUUCCGCAAAACACUCCAUGACGUGUAUAAGAUAAUCAAGUUCUCUAAAUUAUUGGCGACUCACAAGAAUAACUGUGAUGAUAUCACAGAAGAGUUCGGAUUCAUGGUAGCGUUCCGUUACGACAUGGAAGUGAGAUCAAACACCUUCUCCCACAGGAUCACAGAUGAAGACGUGAAGAACGCCAUUCCCGAUAUAUCGCAACGCAAAGAGUCCGUUGUGGAGCAAUGCUACAAUGUUUGCAGAAAUUUCGGCGAACUCGAGUGGGAAGAAAAUCUAUACGCACCUGGCAUGUCGCACUCGAACCAUGACCCAUUGACAGGGUACUUGAAGCCGUCUAAGUACGGCAAUUCGUACAACAACAACUAUCAAAACAAUCAAAUGAUCCAAAACCCAGGAGCGCAUGGCAAUUGGGCGCAUCAACAACAUAACAGCUAUCAACCUUACAACCACAACCAGAACAGAAAUCAGAACAACACCUAUCAACAGAACAACAGCAACGGUCCGAACAGUCAGAGCGGGAAUAAAUGACCGAGAGGGGGCUACCGCGGAGGCGCUUACGCCGAAGGUUUCCAGGGGAAAAGCGAUGGGAACCAAGCUGGUAGGAAGGGAAACCCUAACAAGUAGGUAAAAAAGCAGAUCUGCUCUAUCCUACUUUCUACCCUUUGCGAGCGUCUAUACGCACAUUUUCUUGUUGCGAGCGUCUGUACGCACACGUCAUUUUUCCUCUACAAUGAGUUAUCUGUUAUGACAUAAUUUUCCACAUUUUGAAUUUUGUCUGGGAAUCAUCACAUAUGAUAUGUUUACUACUUGGUUUUAAUCCAGGUGUAUUUAUUUUCGUAUUUGAGGUCCUUAUGCAAAUGUUUGUUUCUUUGUCGGUUAUUGACAAUUGCCUCUUUGUUUUUGUUUUCUUCUACAAUUCUUCUUCUCCUCCAUGGACCUUCCUAUCCGGAUGAUAAUUCUAAAAACAUUCCUUUGCCGCA
Molecule: messenger RNA, 1943 nt
Organism: Puccinia graminis f. sp. tritici CRL 75-36-700-3
Lineage: Eukaryota; Fungi; Basidiomycota; Pucciniomycetes; Pucciniales; Pucciniaceae
Exons: 2
Coding region: 1-1491 (496 amino acids)
Source: RefSeq, a predicted model, not a curated record